Molecule: messenger RNA, 3396 nt
Organism: Girardinichthys multiradiatus
Lineage: Eukaryota; Metazoa; Chordata; Actinopteri; Cyprinodontiformes; Goodeidae
Gene: inpp5ka
Product: inositol polyphosphate-5-phosphatase Ka
Exons: 13
Coding region: 446-2077 (543 amino acids)
Biological process (GO): negative regulation of peptidyl-serine phosphorylation; negative regulation of phosphatidylinositol 3-kinase/protein kinase B signal transduction; phosphatidylinositol dephosphorylation
Cellular component (GO): plasma membrane; endoplasmic reticulum; ruffle
Molecular function (GO): inositol bisphosphate phosphatase activity; phosphatidylinositol-3,4,5-trisphosphate 5-phosphatase activity; phosphatidylinositol-4,5-bisphosphate 5-phosphatase activity
Source: RefSeq, a predicted model, not a curated record
UGACAGGUGGAUUAGGUUGCCCAACAACAUGCUCCUAAUAAGGAUUUGGAGAGAAAAAGCCGACGUCCAGCUGCGGCAGGAGCAGUUGAGUUCUCAGCAGUUCACUGCGGGUUUUUCGCACAUGCAAGGUGGUUUCUCAAUUAUUUUAAUAGGCCUAUUGUUGGGACAUUUUUCAGUGAGAUUAGAGGUAGAGUUUAGUGCACAAAGAAGACUUGUAGACAAAUGAACCAGUUCCCUAAUCACCCUGUCCCACUGCAGAGCACGUAAGUCCUCGAGCCCGGGCUUUCUUCACUUCCCUCAGUAGUUUGAUUCUACACUGGAGACCCUUUCUGCUCCCUUCAUUCACUUUUUAAUUAACAGAAUUUUUAUAUUUUCCACCAAGAAAAACCUAAACCCUUCUCAGUAAUUCAGGAAGAUCUUACUGGACUUCACAUCUCGAGCCAGAAUGGAUGAGAUCAGCCGGCUGCUGGGAACCAUUGGGCGCGUCCGCAGCGACACUCUCUCUUCUGAUGCCACACAGUCAACAGGCAGCAAACUGGCUCUGCGCCAUCAGCUCAACCAGCUGAUGACCUGCGUGGACGGCCUGGACCCCAAAACUGAGCUACACCAGAAAGUGGUCAAGACCCUGGAAAGUGCAUUUCUCUCCUGUGCCAAGAGAGCCAACAAACCAAAAAAGAACAACUUCAGACUUCACAUGGUGACGUGGAACGUGGCGACUGCUGAUCCUCCUAAAGAUGUGGCCUCACUUCUCUAUCUGAACUCACCACAGACUCCUGACCUCUAUGUCAUAGGACUGCAGGAAGUGUACUCAGGGCCAGUGAGAUUUGUGUCAGACAUGAUGUUUGACGACCCGUGGAGUCAGCUGUUUAUAUCCACCCUGGCACCACGGAAUUAUGUCAAGGUGUCAUCUAUGAGAAUGCAGGGUCUGCUGCUGCUCUUCUUCUCCAAACCGGAGCACAUCCCCUUCAUCAGAGACAUCCAGGCCACCUACACUCGCACUGGCAUGUUUGGUUACUGGGGUAACAAAGGUGGUGUGUCUGUCCGUCUGUCGUUUUACGGACACAUGGUCUGCUUCCUUAACUGCCACUUGGCUGCCCAUAUGAAGUAUGCAAAUGAAAGGGUGGAUGAGUUUGAGCGCAUCGUGAACACACAGACUUUUGAUUGCAAGAAAGCUCCAAAAAUAACUGACCACAGGCUGGUGUUCUGGUUCGGAGAUCUCAACUUCAGGAUCCAGGACCACGGCAUGCACUUUGUCCGCUCAUGCAUCAACAACCAAACCUACAACCUGCUGUGGAGUCAUGACCAGUUGAAUAUGCUGAAGAAGAAGGAGCAGCUGCUGCAGGAGUUUGAAGAAGGACUACUGGACUUUCAGCCCACGUACAAAUUUGACUUGAACUCGGAUACUUAUGACAGCAGGCUCUACACAACAUGGUUUGGCUUUAACGGCAAGAAGCGAAAACCUGCCUGGACCGACCGGAUUCUGUGGCGGCUCCGACCCAAAUCUCCACCCCACGAAGAGCAAGAGAAAAACGAUGUAAAGGAGAGGAAACAGCUGAAAGAGGAAGAAGAGGAGUACCCUCUGAAGAUCAGGCAGGAUCUGUACACCAGCAACAUGGAGUUCAGCAUCAGCGACCACAAACCUGUUAUCGGUAUCUUCACCCUGGAGCUGACGAAGAUGCAGCAGACUGCUCUGGUGAGUCUGCGCGCAGAAGGCGACUGGAGUGCAGAUAUUGACUCCAUGGUUCUCUAUCAACCCCUGCAGCUCUUCCCGUCCAGUACUUGGGACUGGAUUGGACUCUACAAGGUCGGAUUCAGCAGCGUGUCGGACUACAUCACCUACACAUGGGUCAAAGACGAUGAGGUGGCCUUUAAUGACGAAGUGAUGCAGGUGUUCAUGAGUAAAGAGGGAAUCCCUGUUAGGGGCGGAGAGUGUGUCCUGUGUUACUAUAGCAGCAACCUGCGGUGCAUCAUUGGACUUAGUGAACCAUUUAAGGUCCAAGAGUCAAAGGUAGCUGUGGCAGAAGGCUUGCUUCCUGAGAGGAUCAACGGACUGGACAAAAUAGCAGGGGGUGAAUAGUUUUGAAACAAAUCGCUCACAGAUGUGGAAUAACUGAUCAGUCCAACUGAUCCAGUUUUUUGACCUCCAGCUCAGAGUACAGAUUAGGAAUCUCAACCCCACUGACCCCAUGUUAUGACUGGUCUCCUGGUAGACUGACCAACUACUGUACUGUCUGGUAUAUUAUAUCUGGUUUUAUGUCUGGCUCAUGACUAAAGGCUUAGAGAUGUAAAGACAAAGGAUAUUGAAAGAUCUCCUUAAGCUUGCAGCUGUAAGUAACCAGCUCAGGGAUGAAGGAAGCAUAUUAAGUUCACUGUUUAAGAUUGGGUUCUUUCAGAAGACAGCAACCUUCCAGUAAACUAUCAGUCGACAUUAACAGCUACCAUUUGGAAAAGGGAAUUAGGCGGCAAACUUUUCUCUUUCCAUUUUACCUUAAUUACACCAGUUUGCAUGUAAACACUUCAGCAUUUAUUGAGUUUUUCCUGAGUGCCAGUCUGUGGUUGCACAAUGCACCGAUCCCUUGUUUUACAGCAACUUCACUCAUAACAGAAAAACUCACUAGAAACAGAAGCCACGCAACUUCCUGUCCUGGACGUAUGUGGCAUUUUGUGCAGGAAGUGUGAAAUGUUUAGAAAAACGUGAAGAAUUCCCCGCCCUGGGAUGCUACUCUUAUAUGUGUACUGUCAUGAAAACACUGCUGUUGUGUGCAAGCUAGAUGUGAUCAUGCUUUUAAAUGAUUUGUGAUGAUUGACAUUUUUGUAGAAACAAGCUGCUGUACAAAAAAACUUGACAAUUUGAAAGUUUGAACUUUGAAGCUCUUCAGUUGUUCGAUGAGAAGAGCUGUUUUAUUGCAGAUUUUAUUUCCAGGGACUAUAGGUCAGCUUUGCCACCCUGAAGUCCACAGGAAGUUUAAAACAAAAUAUUUAAAUCACUUCCUUUUAAUGCUGGUUGUGGCAUCACUGUAAACUUAAAGAAUAUUUGCACUGUUUAUUGUUGUGAUAUAAAUAUUUAAAAGCUGUCAUUAUUAUUAAGAACCUACAUUUUACUAACCGUUAUAAAUUCAGCAAGUGCCUUUUAAAUGAUUGUCUAAACUGAACUGGAUGCUGCUUACCGUAACUCGCGGUGAUACCUGCUUCACCGCUACCUGAUCUGCCACCUGGCAACAUCUUCACUGCUUCUUCAGAUCUCAUGUUAAUCUUUCUAAACUUGGAGCCACAUUUUAGCUCACUGGAAUCAGUUCUUUUAGACAACUUUCUUUUGCUGCCUUUUUAUGAAUGUACUGUAACAAAACAAUAAAAUACUACAUUUUCAAAAAUAAAAGUUAAACAAUUCCCUCCUCA